This is a messenger RNA of Microbotryum saponariae, 3259 nucleotides long. The record is from the annotation of a GenBank genome assembly. Lineage: Eukaryota; Fungi; Basidiomycota; Microbotryomycetes; Microbotryales; Microbotryaceae.
AUGGCAAGCAAAGCCGAGGAGGGGGCUUGGUCAUUCCCCGACGACGGCGUCUGCGACUACUCCCUCGACAGUGAAACAGCUGCUGCUUUCCUCGACGCAUCGCUCUCCCCCAUGAUCAACUUCUCGCAUCCGACCCAGCAGCAACGGGUCCCGACGACUUGCUCUCGCGCGAGCAACACGUCCGGCUCCGACUUGGCACAAAGCACGAACGUGGCCCCCGUGCCUUCCCCACGUGUCGGCGCAGAGUCCGAUGCGACGUCGAUGAGGUCGAGUCAACUUGGAGCUUAUUCCCGUCCACCCACCGUCCCAGAAGACCAAGACCACCUCGAGUUGGGCCAAUGGAUCGUCGGUCCCGCGAUCGGCAGCGGGGAAAGUGGCAAAGUGCGCCUAGUCCGUCAUCGAUUCCGCUCGGACGAACUCGGUGCGCUGAAGAUGGUGCGCAAAUUCUGGCCGGACGAUCAGAAACCUCGCGACAUCUUUCGCGAGAUCGAGAUCCUCAGGAUUGUGCACCAUCCGCACAUCAUCGCGUUGAAGGAUGUCAUGGAGUCCGCGAAUCAUCUGUGAGUCUCGGGUCCGUCUCGGCGCAGCUGAGGCCGUCGGCCGUACAGCUACCGCCGCGUCAAGCGUCUACGUGCUGCCCGAUCCAAUUGAUGCAUUUUCGUUCUUCUUGCUCCUCAGAUAUAUGGUGACUGACUACUGCGAAUGUGGCUCGCUGUUUGACCAUAUGCGAGACAACGGGGUGCUCGACCGGACCGAGAUCCGACGAUACUUCUCGCAGCUCAUCUCGGCAGUGAGUGCUUAUCUGUCUUCUAGAUUGAAACGAAUACUGGACUAACCAUCGCCGGAUUCUUCAGCUUUCUCACCUCAAGAUCCUAUCCAUCGCCCAUCGCGACAUCAAGGUGAGGCUGCUGCACAGUCCAAAGCUUUCCACAACAGGAGCUAAUACACCCGGCCAUUGUCUGCCCUUUUAGCUUGAGAACUUGUUUCUGUUCGAGGACAAGUGGGGCGUGACGAGUCUCAAGCUGGGGGAUCUGGGGAUGUCGACAUUUGUCCCGUCGGGUACAAUGCUCGAAACGUCUUGCGGUUCUCCUCACUACGCCGCUCCCGAAGUCAUUGCGGUGCAUGCGACGCGUAUUGACUGCGUCACAUAGGUCGUCCCAAAACUGAUCCAAACGUCUUGACCUCUCAGGGCGACCAAUAUGAUGGAAGUGCCGCUGAUGUAUGGUCGAGCGGGGUGGUGUUGUACGGGCUGAUGUAGGUCACCAAUGCUCUUCCGCAGUCGAUCGUCAGGACUGACCGGACCGCAACCACUUCAGCGCCCGCACGCUUCCCUUCGACAACGACAACAUUCCCACUUUGUUGAACCUGAUCAAAUUGGGUGAUUACAAGAUGCACGAUUCGAUCCAGGGAGAAGCACGGGACCUGGUCCGCCACAUGGUCAUGAAGGAUACCAGCAGGCGAAUCUCGGUGAGCACCAGUAAUCUAGCUUUCAAAGAGCCACAACGUCUUUUGGUUGGGUUGGGAGAUUGUUAUGAUUAACUCAGACGGUUUAUAGGUGGAAGAGAUACAACGCCAUCCCUUCGUUGAUCAGUCGCUGCUCUCAAAGGACUUGCAAGACACCCAGUUCGCGCCUAGUCGCGCCGAGCUCAACGUCGAAGUGAUGGGCAGCAUGAUAUCCCUUCUUCGUCUACCCACAAUGCAGGCAGUGGAAAAAGCUAUACUUGAUCUAACGUGACUCUCUUCUCGACUCUGGACUGAUCAAACCGCGGCGAUAGCUCAUUCGAUCUUUCUGAUGCGCAGCGUUCCGAACCGCGCGCGAUACAUCUACCUGUCCCUACUCAACAUGAAGCGCGAUCUUCAAGAACGUGGUCGCGAAUCAAUAUUAUCUCUUUCGACUACCUCCACCACAUUCUCGAGUCUUCGUCGAUCCCCUUCGGCCCCUGGCAGCCUCGGCAGAUCGACUCCGGCGUCGUCUAAGAGAUUACGACAUGUGGUCAGCAUGCACGAUUCGUCGUCUGGGUCCCCACCAGAGUCUUUCCGACAGGGUACCAGCCUGCGUAGCUACUCAACAAACCAUGAAUACUCCCUAAUCGGCGACGCCGGAGACCUCCCCUCCUCGAAAACGGCGCGGUCGGUACUGAAGAAGCGGUCGAUCUCGCUUCUCGCUCGUCGAUUCAGUUUGGGGUUGCGAAGUUCCAUCGAUCGGUCCCCCCGACAUCCCAGUUCGUCUUAUCGCACUUCGGGCCAUUCCAGUUUGCAAGCUUCGUCAUCGGCAAGUGCCACCCAAUCUGGAUCCGACACCCCGCUUCGACCUGGGGUCUUUCAGCGCUCGCUUCGCUACUCAUCCCUCGGUCGCGCGAUGGCUGGCAAAGCACCCCCCGAGUCACCGACCACGGUGGUCACAGCAUCGCCGCUUCUGUCUCCUGAGGGCUGGAACCACUCGGCUAGUGCCGACCCCACCCACACCAGUGCUCUGGGAAAGGGAUCGCUUCCUCGCAAGCGCAGCUGGCUCCUGGGAAGCGGUACUCGUCGAUUGUCGUCCCUGUUCUCGGGCAGUAAUUCCCAGAGAAGUUCGAGCUCUCCCGAUCUCAAAGCUACCGCGAUGAGUGCGACCUCACGUGGGGACGAGACGGAAAUGUCGCCAUCUCUCAGCCCACGACUCGAUGCGGCCAAUCCUGUGCGUCAACCGACGCCCCUGUCUUUGGCUCAUUCGAGCAACGCCGCGAUCCUUCGCGGUUCACCGUCCGCUCGUUCCCCACGCGAUCCGCGGACGACUUUGACGCCACCUUCGUGCGUCCCGCCAUUGACGCCGAGGAUCCCAUUUGCCCCAGUCGGCCGUUCGAUCCGAGCCAACGGCACGGCGUCGAGCGCAGGCUCGCACUCCGCCCCUUCCGCGUUCAGUCCUGCGAUCAUCGGUAUUCCUCCGACUCCCAAGGCAUCUUCUUACAACUGGGUUGACUCUCAAAAUCGCCAAUCAACUUUCCAACCCGAAGAGCCUUACCUGUUCCCCUCGCGCACCCGAUCGAAAGAAUGGCUAGGCUUGGGCAUCGACACGCUCGAUUUGACGAGUCUCGACAUCAACGACCGAUUGCAGGACGAAAACCGAGCGCUCAAGUUGGAGAACGCUUUGCUCAAACGCGAGGUUGAGUUCAAGGAUGUCGAGUUGGAGAAGGCGUUGAAGGAGAGUAGGAUGUACAGAGCGAAGAUGAUGCAGGCGUCAAACUUGCAGGAUCGUCGCCGCCCUGCGUUGCCUCGGUGA